Molecule: messenger RNA, 3573 nt
Organism: Osmerus eperlanus (European smelt)
Lineage: Eukaryota; Metazoa; Chordata; Actinopteri; Osmeriformes; Osmeridae
Exons: 13
Coding region: 1-3573 (1190 amino acids)
Source: RefSeq, a predicted model, not a curated record
AUGGAAAGCAACCCCAAAUUUCUGAAGACCCUGAAGGGGGGUCUGGUGCUCAGGGCCACACCUGCGGCCCUGGGUGCCCCCAAACCCCCGCCAGGAGCCAGGGCCAAAGCGGCACAGGAGGUGGAGGCUGAGGCACGGGCCCACGUCGUCUCCCAGGGCGCUGACCCCAGUACGGACCUGCUGGUGCUGAGCCAGCACCGGCUCCAGUUUGGGAAGUACUGGGGUCAGACGUUCAAGUGGCUACUGGAGAACGACGUGGGCUACACCCUCCCGCUCGUAUACUCCCAUCAGAAGGAGCGGGAGAGGAGCAGCUCACAGUCGGCGCUCAUGGCCAACAAGGACGCCCUCACUCGCUACGCACACGCCUUUCCUGAGUUUUUGGAGGCACUCAGGUUCCACCAGGCGUGUGACGUAGCGAGAGUCCGGGCCUCCCAGCCCGGACAUGAGGGCGAGGCCCUUGUUGGCUUCGGCGAGCACAAGGGUGAGCGGCUCCAGGACCUGUAUGACGCCAAGGACAAGGAGAGAGUCGGUUUCGUCAAGUGGCUGAGGAGAAAGACACCGCAGCCGGGGAGUCAGAUGGAUGCUGCCCUAAAGUACAUCCGCAUGAGAGACCACAAGGUGGCGGCGGCAGCAGGAGCGGGGGGCCCUACAUCCACCCAUGCGGCCUCCACUCCAGUGCCCAUCCUGCCGCCCCCCUCCCGUCCGGCCAGCCAGGCUCAAAAGGGGCGUCUUGGUGAGGUGGUCUCUCAGUGCUUAGGGCAGCAGAGACCCCUGACUCCCCAGGCGCUGCAGGCAAAGGUGAUGAAGGUCAUCAAGCCGUCCCUAAAGCCUGCAGCACCAGCGGUGUCUAUUCCUCAGCGGCCAGCUCAGGACAGUUUCACAGACGCUGAGCUGGCCGGAUUGUGUCCCCCUGGCUGGCGUGGCACGCUCAGCACUGCACAGCAACAGUGGAUCGGCCGGGUGCUCUUCGUCUGGAAAAACAACCGAGCGGAGGUUCGUCCAGAUCUCCAGCUCUGGUACGAGCCUCCGCAGCCCCGGCCGAUCUACAACCAGCCACCCGCAUCGCCAGACGCCUUCUUCGCUUGUCGGCUGUUCCUCUGGAUGCCCGUUCGCUUAUGGGCAUUCAAGCUGACAUGCCCCCAGCCUGCCUGCAAUGGCAAAAUGCACAAGGCUGGGGUGUACACCAAGACCAUCCGGAAGGUCUUAGACAUCGAUGCCUGGUAUCUCAUGGCCACUGAGUACCUGGCAUGCUCUCGGUGUACGAAGAAGGUUGUGGCAUGGUCACAGGGCAUCGUGAGGCAGCUGGAUGCAGCCCACCGCUGCUUGUUUCCAGCUGUCCUCACCUACAAGUUGUCCUGUGACCUGCGGGUAGUUACCAUGCUGAGGGAGCGCGCUUUGGGGAACAGCGCCACUCAGCUCUACACUAAGCUGUGUGAGAGCCACAGCGAAGCCUGGAUGCGGCGCGCGAUGCAGUACCUCGGCGAGUGCGAGCACUUCCUGGCCUUGGGCACCGGGCGGCGGCAGUUUCCACCACCACCAGCCAUGCCGCCGGUGCCCUCGCCCGUCUGGCUGCUGACCGUCUACAGCAUGGACGUGCUGUCGCGGCUGGACGAGGUGAAGGCCAGGGUCACCUCAGUGUUUGGGUCCAUCUUGAAGAUGGACUCAACCAAGAAGGUGACCAAGAAGCUCGCUGGUACCGCUGCCAACACGGCCGCCUGGGUUACCAACGUUGGGAAUGAGCACGGGCAGGUCCUCGUGAGCGUGCUCACCAGCGCUGAGAGCGUGGACCUGCUGCUCCCCAUGGCGGCCGGGCUACAGGAGCGGUACCGACUCGCCGGGGUGCCUCCACCCCAGCUGAUCUACGUGGACCGGGACUGUUGCUCCAGCUUCGGCGGAUCCAAGACAGCUGCCUUGUUCGCCAACUGGGACCGGCUGGUGGUUCGGCUGGACAUCUGGCACCUGAUGCGGCGGUUCGCAGCAGGUGUCACCACUGAGAGCCACCAGCUGUACGGUCCCUUCAUGAGGCAGCUGUCUUCCUGCAUCUUUGAAUGGGAUGCAGCAGACGUCCGUCGAUUGCUGGAGGGUAAGCGGUCCCAGCUGGAGGUGGAGCAGGGGAUGGUCGGCCUGACCGACGGGGAGGUCUUCAGCCGGGUCUCGAAGAAGGAGAUGGGCCGCCACUGCCGUCGCCGCACGCGUGGAGCGGCGGAGACGGAACUGCGGCUCAUCGACCUGCUGGAGGCCUUCGGCGGUGAGAAAGGACUCGACACCCUGGGCAUCCCCAUCCUGGACAGCAGCCGCAUCCAGGCGAUCUGGCAAGAGCAGAGGCGUCACCUCCACUGCAUCCAGGAUCCACCCGGUGUGGAUCUGUACACGGAGACCGGCAGGCUGACCAAGGGCAGCGUCAGUCUGCCGGUUUAUCGCUGCGCGCGCGGUUCAACAUCGCUGGAGUCGUUCCACCUCCAUAUAAACCGGUUCAUCCCAGGAACAUCAGCGAACGAUGUACACUUUCAGGCGUUCCUGCUGGAUGGACUGGUGAGGUGGAACGAGAACCGCGCCGCAGCGGCAGUGGAGGGACGGGAGCAGCCUCUGCUCUCCUACAGUGGCCACCUGCAGCACUCCCUUAACCAGCUCAGCCAACGGGUGCUUGGCGUGAGUCUGGUUAAGGAUCACACCGCCCCAAGGGAGUACACAGGAGAACUCCUGGGGGUGGAGUACCUGUACUCCCAGACAGGCAGAGUGCUGCAGGACGCCAGCGUGGACCCUGACGUUCCGGACGAGGAAGCCGCCAUCCAGGAGCUCGAUGUGGAGGACGAGGGCUUUGAAGAGGCAGGCGACGAUGAGGAUGACCCUACCAUCCAUGUCGACCUGCCUCUUCCCGACGCCUCGUCCUCCAGCUCAGCGGCGGCAACUCGGUCAGGCGUUCACGCUGGUGCACCCAGGUCUGGGCCAUCCGUUCCGGGCGCCCCCCCUGACAAUGACAGCGAGAACCCUCCUGAGGCCCCGGAGAUGAUGGCCCAGACCAACCUACAGCUGUUUCAGCUAAAUCAAAGGACAUUGUCCCAAUGGUACUGCAUGCGUCAGAGGGAAAGGGAGAGGGCCAUCCUCCUACAGGACUUGGUCCCCCCUGCUCCUGGACCAAGCCUUGCUGCCCAGCCUCUCCCUGCUGCCAGGCCCCUCCACUAUCAGCAGGAGGGACACCGGCAGCCCUUUGCCUUCCUGACGCCGCAGGACCUCGCACGCCAGGCUACCCAGCAGCGACGGCCCGCCCCAGUGCCCAUUCCGCCAGCCCAGCCCCCAGCCUCAACUGCUCUCUCCCAGGACAAUGUCGAGACAGUCUCCCGUACCACUGCCUGGAGGAAACGAAAGAGGGAGGAGGCGGUGGCGGCGGGUGGCACCGACCAGCCCCGGAAGGCCACAAGACAAUUUCUGUGUAGCAAGUGUGGGCUGCCGAAGAGGAAAGACACAGGACACAGCCACUUCGGCGGCUCCUACUUUUGCUCUGUGUCCUCCGGCGGGAAGAGCGUUGAGGUGUGGCUGGCGGAACAGAGAGACGCUAGUAAGGGGGCGAAGUGA